This is a messenger RNA of Cladocopium goreaui, 815 nucleotides long. The record is from the annotation of a GenBank genome assembly. Lineage: Eukaryota; Dinophyceae; Suessiales; Symbiodiniaceae.
AACAACAUGUAACAACAACAUGUAACAACAACAUGUAACAACACGGAACAGAUGAAAGCCGCUUUGGACUGCCAUAGACCUAGCUUCAAAUACACUCAGCCAAGUUGCUAUAAACCUAUCUACAAGGAUGAAAUGAUGUGGGAUGCUCUCUACCUGGCAUGGGGCACUCUUGCUCCCGAUGGUGCAAAAGCUGAUGAUACUGUUCCUUUUGCGCAAGCACGUGAAUUCACAGAACUGCGAUGUGAAGAGUCUUGGAAGCGCUUUGAACAGCCCGUGAGCUCCAUGGUAGAGGGCUUUCAUGAAGUCAUACCCAGUGACUCUGAAUUUUACAACUUGCUAAAUGGAAAUUCUGAGACACUUGCACACUUGAUCGAAGGCAACUCGGAGGUGGAUCUAGAUGAGUUGUGGAAAGCAAUUGAGUGGCGCGCGGGGUGGAAGGACGAGGAGAAGGAAGUGCUUCGUCAGGCGUUGGAGGAGAUGCAGGAGGAGGGAAAGGACUUGCCACCUGUGAAGCGACCUUUGAACAAACUCUUACGUUUCUUUACUGGCUCUUUCAAGCAGCCUGUAGAAGGAUGGAAGAACUCAAAGGUGGAGUUUCUCCUCAAGAGGACAGACAGGUGCAUCCCUCUGAUUGGAAAGACUUGCUUCAAUGAAUUGCGCAUUCCUUCAGGAUGCCUCGAAAGCUCUCACAAGUUGAAAGAGAUGAUUGCAGAGUCUGUGGUCUCAGAGGACUUUGCCAUCGAGUAGUCUCCAUAUGUGGCCGGACGACACAGCCUACGCAGCCUGCGAUGAGGCAAAGGCGACAAAAAGGCGAC